This is a messenger RNA of Saprolegnia parasitica CBS 223.65, 1365 nucleotides long. RefSeq lists its product as hypothetical. The transcript has 4 exons. The coding region runs from base 1 to 1365 and encodes 454 amino acids. The record is from RefSeq and is a predicted model, not a curated record. Gene Ontology annotation, cellular component: membrane. Gene Ontology annotation, molecular function: sucrose:proton symporter activity. Lineage: Eukaryota; Oomycota; Saprolegniomycetes; Saprolegniales; Saprolegniaceae.
AUGCUGCCCACGCACAUUGAGCUCGACGCGCCCGACGGCUACAACCACACGGUGACGCCCAAGGUCCUUCUCGACGUGACGUCGCCCCGCACGUCGGCCCCGCUGCCGGGCUGCAGCGUGGCCUUUCUCCUCCUCCUCGCAGCGCCCAAGAUGGCCAUGAACAUGGCGUGGGCCGCGCAGUGGGCUGCGUUUGGGCCGCUCCUCGAAACCAUGGUGCCGAGCUGGGCGGUGCAGCUCAUCCAGAUUGUCGGCCCCAUGACGGGGCUGCUCGUCGCGCCGACGGUCGGCGUGCUCAGCGACGCCUGCACGAGCAAGUAUGGGCGUCGCCGGCCGUUCCUGCUGUUUGGCGCGAUCACAAGUGCGCUCUGCUGGCUGCUCAUGAUGUACGCGCGGGAGAUUGGCGUCGCCUUGGGGGACGCAGGCACGCGCCAGCCCAUGACGGCCCUCUUCACGAUUAUCUGCUACGUGUGGAUGGACAUGUCGGUCAACAUUACGCAGACGCCGGUCAACCUCAUCGUCGCUGACUUUGCCGGGCCGCGCCAGGUGCUCGCGGCGUCGAUCGGCCAAGGCUACGCGAUCGCCGGGUCGUUUUGUGUCUCGGGCUACAUUUUGGCCUUUGGCCCGGCCCACGAGUCGAUCCACGCGUUUCUUGGGAUGCUCAUCGGCGUCAUGCUGCUCACCGUGCUGCCCGUGUGCGUCUUUGCCAAGGAGACGCCGCUGCCGCCGCCCACGCUGCCACGCAACUUGGUCGCCUUUUGCGUCUGCUUUCUGCUCGUGCAGUACGGCUACACGGCCUACAACGGGGCGAAGGGCCAGUUCUUUGGGCUCGUCGUCUUUGACGGCGAUGCGAGUGGCGCCAACGCGUGCGGCAGCAGCUGUUCGCCGGAGCAAGACGCGUACAACCGGGGCGUCGCGCUCGCGGGCGGCGUCACUGACACGCUCUUCAACGUUGUCGGCCUGCUCUACAUGGUGUUGCUGCCGUACUUGGUCGCUGCCGCCGGCGCCAAGUGGGUGCUAACCCUCUCGAUGCUGCCCCAGGCGCUGCUGAUCGUCAUGGCGUUCUCCAAGAUGGUGGCGCUCAACGUGGUCCUCGUCGUGCUCUGCGCGAUCACGCAGAACGCGCUCUUUGCGAUGCAGAUCCCGGUCAUCCUCCACGUGGUCGGGCACGGCGAAGACAAUAAGCUCGGCUUGUACGCCGGCGCCUUCAACUCGGCCAACUGUGCCGGGCAGCUGCUCAACUUUGCAGUCGCGUCGGCGCUCGUGCAGACGUCGAUGGGCCACGCACUCCCGGUGCUCGUCGGCGGCGUGGUCAGCCUCGCGGCCGUGGUCGUGGCGGCCGUCGCCCUCGAGAUGCCGGGGAUGUAG